AUGGAAACUUUCACCAUUUCUAUAACCAAUCAAGACUUGGUAAAGCAAGAGCCAGUAACAUUAGUUUCUGCAAAGAACCCAAUGCCACUUGAAACAAUUUUCCUGUCUAACGUUGACCAAGCAGUCUGUUUCCCUGUUGAAACAGUCUUCUUUUUUGAUGUCCCUCCAGACAAGAGCUCCUCAACAUUGGGUAUCUCUCUUCGAGUGAAGCAAGCGGUGGCUGAGGUGCUUCUUGGUCCUUACUAUUUCAUGGCUGGAAGGCUCAGCUUUAACCAGCAAACCAACAGGCUGCAGCUUCUUUGCAACAAUGCUGGAGUUUUGUUUGUGAGCGCAACAUCAAGGCGUAGGUUGAAAGAUCUUGGGAAUCUUUCCCUUCCAAAUUCUACAUUUCAUCAGUUUGUUCAUCGGCCAGGCUUAUACCUAAACCUAGAUGAAACAGCACUGCUCACCAUACAGGUCACAAGGUUUGCAUGUGGAGGUUUCUCCAUUGGUUUUAUGACAAACCAUGCUAUCCUAGAUGGAAAAUCGGCCAGUGAGAUGUUUGAGAACCUUGCCUCUAUUUGCAGAGGUGAAGGGCUACAAACCAAAGUUAUCUACAAUGAUAGAACAAGCUUAAAAGCAAGAAAUCCAGUACUGAUUAGUUACCCGCACAAGGAGUAUGUAAAACUAAAUAAGAAAUCAUCACGUACUUCAUGUUUUACUGCACCAGAACAAUCGCCGCCUCCAUUGAUUUUCUCAAAAAUAUACACUCACAAACUCUACUCUUUCACUCCUGAAAUGAUCACCACCCUAAAAAAGAAAGCAAUGACUAGGUGCUCAAGCUUCGAAGCUAUAGUAGCUCACAUUUGGAGAGCAAGAUCAAAAGCGAUAUUCACAAACUUAGAUGAUUUGUCUACAGUUCUUUUUGCAGUGGACAUAAGGUCUAAAAUUUCACCCCCUUUGCCAAAUGGCUUUGCAGGCAAUGCUGUGGUCACAGCAUUUGCUGAUGCAAAAGUGGUUGAUUUGGUAGAGAAGCCAUUCUCCCUCUGUGUUGAGAAGAUAAAGGAAGCUAGAGAAAGGAUAACAGAUGAGUAUGCGAGGUCAGUGAUAGACUGGCUGGAGGUUCAUAGAGGGGUUCCAGCCACUUGCAAUGGGACUUUCUAUGUGUCUGCUUGGUGGAAACUUGGAUUCAAUGAGCUUGAUUUCGGAUUUGGGAAGCCAGCUCAUGGAGGGCCAGUUGUUAGUGGGAAUGAUGAAUUUGUUCUGCUGCUUUCUGAUGCAAAAUGUGGAGAUAGUAGUGGAGGGAUCAAUGUGUGGUUGGGCCUUGAAACAGAGAAAAUGAAGAGGUUAAUGCUUCAUAUCUUUGACAUAUGA
Molecule: messenger RNA, 1353 nt
Organism: Theobroma umbraticum
Lineage: Eukaryota; Viridiplantae; Streptophyta; Magnoliopsida; Malvales; Malvaceae
Product: acyltransferase GLAUCE-like
Molecular function (GO): acyltransferase activity, transferring groups other than amino-acyl groups
Source: RefSeq, a predicted model, not a curated record